GCCCGCGCCGCCCUCCUCGCGGCCGCCAGCCCGGGAUCUCCACGGCCGUAAACGCGAGGCCAGCAGCCCGCAGCAUGGACUCCGAAUCUGGAGAGCAGAGCGAAGGCGAGCCAGUGACCGCCGCAGGUCCUGAUGUAUUUAGUUCAAAAAGUCUUGCUCUUCAAGCCCAGAAAACGAUUUUGAGCAAAAUAGCCAGCAAAACUGUGGCUAAUAUGUUGAUUGAUGACACCAGCAGUGAGAUCCUUGAUGAGCUCUACCAAGUCACAAAGGAGCACACCCAUAACAAGAAGGAGGCCCAUAAGAUCAUGAAAGACUUAAUCAAAGUAGCAAUCAAAAUCGGGAUCCUCUAUCGGAACAACCAGUUCAGCCAAGAGGAGGUUGUUAUUGUGGAAAAGCUCCGGAAGAAGCUGAAUCAGACUGCCAUGACCAUGGUCAGCUUCCAUGAAGUGGAAUAUUCCUUUGACAGGAAUGUGCUCUCUAAGCUUCUGCUUGAGUGCAAGGACCUGGUACAUGAACUGGUGCAGCGACACUUGACACCCAGGACCCAUGGGCGCAUCAACCAUGUCUUCAACCACUUUGCGGAUGUGGAGUUCCUCUCUACCCUCUAUAGUCUAGAUGGAGACUGUAGGCCUAACAUCAAGAGGAUUUGUGAAGGAAUUAACAAAUUGUUAGAUGAGAAGGUCCUUUGAAUGUUUUUGCUCCUCCUGAACUUUGCUGCUUUAUAGUUAUAACACCAAACCUGAUCUAGUGCAAAUCAAGAAAACAAGUAGAAACCCUUGUUAAAUAUCCCCUUGUUCUGUCCUCUUUGUGCUCUCAUGCUAAUGCCAACCUAGGCUCAGGUAUACUUACCUCUGAGUUCAGGAUGAGGUCUGUACUCUAAAUUGCCUGUGUUUGCAGGACCAGAGGACAGCCAUCUGUUCUACAUAUAAAGGCUGUUUUGCUUACCACCAUGAGCCCUGAUUCUCAGAGUAGGAGCCCUAGCCUGGGAACUGCAGUACACGGGUUCUGUUACCAGCUCCACCAGUUAUGAUCCUGUCCUCAGUCUUGGAACCAUAAUGCCUGACUGCCUACCUCAUGGCUGCUGUGAAGAUUGAAAGACAUUAUGUGUUCAUACUUUUGAAAACUCUGUGAAGCAAACAAGCACAGAAGUCAGCAAUUUUAUGUAACAGCUGAUGCUUAAGUCUUAGUAAAUAAUGUGUUGCCAGCUGUAGUGUCACACACCUGGAAUCCUAGCACUUAGGAGUCUAAGGAAUGAGCAUCAUAUUUUUCUGGCUAUCUUGAGCUACACAGUGCUAAUGAGAUAAGCCUGACCUAUACUGAAAACCCUGAGGUAGGGAAGGAAGGAAGGACAGGGAAGGGAAGAAAGAAAAGAAAAGGAAAACAAACCCCAAAGAAGAAAUUGGUUGUUUCUGUAGAGGCGAAAAAGUCCAAGGUGAAGAUGUUAUCUUUACUAUUCAUGUGGAGUGAAGUCACCUGAACUAAGGCCACACAGAUGACACUGGUCCUUUUCUAGUUAUUUCUAGUUCCUCAUUGACUCUUCAAUCUUCAGCUCCCUUUGUUCAACAGCCAUUCUACUUUCUGGCCUGUGCUUUGACCCUUGGUUUCUCAUGUGUCUUCUUACCUCAUUUCAUCUCACAUAAGGCAUUUUCAGUUUUGAUGAGUAUUUUCAACUUCUUCAAUGAGAGGAUAAAUUGUUUUGGCUAUGGGGGUUCUGCAUUAAAAUUUUAUUUAUAAAUAAUCUGUAAUAAGGUUAAGUACCUGUGUUGUAGUUUUGAUGGAUGUAUAUGUAUGUAUGUAUAUAUGUGUGUACAUAUAUAUAAAUAAGUAUAUAUGUAGUCAGCAUAUCUGUCAUAAACAUUUAUUAUUUCUCAUGCUUAGAGUAUUCAGAACCCCGUCUUCUAACUGUUCAUCAUAUCCUUAUUAGUUGUAGCCACUCUUUUAUGUAAUAGAACAGCAAAAUUUUUCCUAUCAAUCUCAUCUCUUUCCUCAUUCACUCUCAACCCUCUGAUAACCAAUAUUCUAUUCUUUGUUUCAUGAACACCAACUUUUAAAGUGUUUUAUGUUUGAGAACACAGCCUUUUUUAUAUCUGCUUUAUUUAAGUUAAUAUGCAGUUCUAUAAUUUCAUUAAUAUUGUUUCAAAUGUUAGAAAUUCUUUUUACAACGAAAAAUAUUUCAUUGUGCUAUCAUAUCACUUUUCCUUUUCUCAUUCAUCUGUUGAUGGGUAUAUUGAGUCUGUAUCAUAGCUACUGUAAAUAUUACUACAACAAAAAUGUGAGUGCACACCAGUUUUCAUCACGAUUAUGCCAUUUCUUUUGCAUAUAAGUCCAAUAAUGUGGUUGCUGGAUAAGAUGCUGGUUCUAAUUUUCAUUUGUUGGAAAACUUCCAUACUGUGUUCUGUAAGGGUGAUUCUACUCUGUGUCCAUAACAAUGUGGAUUACAUGAAGUAUUCUUUUUUUCCACAUUCUUUAUCAACACUUGACUUGUUUUUCCUUUUUGAUAUUAGCCAUUAUAUCUUCAGAGAGCAACUAUCUCAUCAUGAUUUUGAUGUUAAUUUUUAAAUUAUUAUUA
This is a messenger RNA of Jaculus jaculus (lesser Egyptian jerboa), 2569 nucleotides long. RefSeq names its product TNF alpha induced protein 8 like 3 (gene Tnfaip8l3). Gene Ontology annotation, cellular component: cytoplasm. Gene Ontology annotation, biological process: regulation of apoptotic process. The transcript has 2 exons. The record is from RefSeq and is a predicted model, not a curated record. NCBI's taxonomy places the organism in Eukaryota, Metazoa, Chordata, Mammalia, Rodentia, Dipodidae. Bases 75 to 689 code for a protein of 204 amino acids.